AUGUUCAAGAUGUUUCUGCUGAGUGUAUCCAUAAUUUUCCUCAUGGACACAGGAGAAAGAGUGGUGACAGGAAGAUUGAUUAAAUAUUGCAAUCUAUGUAGUCAUCAUGAUGGAUUCAAGUGCCGCACUGGCAUGAAAAAAUGCUGGAAGUUUGACGUAUUUUCAAAAAACAGGACUUGUGCAACAGAAAACUUUUAUUUUUAUAACCGUAUCUCAGGGAUGUACCUUUAUCGCUAUUCAAAACUUUCCUGUAAACCUUGUGCAACUGGAAUGUAUCAGGUAUUCCAUGACCUCUUGAGAGAAACAUUUUGCUGUACUGAUAAGAGCUUCUGUAAUGAUGGCACCGCUAAUUCAGAUGUCUCAACAUUACUUCUCGAGACUCAGAAGGAGGUGGACAAGAAAUUGUUGAAUGACUGA
Molecule: messenger RNA, 417 nt
Organism: Psammomys obesus (fat sand rat)
Lineage: Eukaryota; Metazoa; Chordata; Mammalia; Rodentia; Muridae
Product: prostate and testis expressed protein 13-like
Exons: 4
Coding region: 1-417 (138 amino acids)
Source: RefSeq, a predicted model, not a curated record